CCCGAGAUCCUUUCCAUGAUCCACGUACACAGGCAUACUCCAUUGCCAGCUGUCAUUGUUUUGCAACCUCUAACAAUGGUAAUGCUUUUCACUGGGGAUAUCUACAGCCUUUUGAAUUUCCUGAGCUUUCCUCGAUGGCUUUUUAUUGGCCUAUCUGUUGCUGGACUCAUUUAUCUGCGAUACAAACGACCUGAGAUGCAUCGCCCUUUCAAGGUUCCCAUUUUUAUUCCAGCAUUGUUUUCCUUCACCUGCCUAUUUAUGAUUACUCUGUCAUUAUAUUCAGAACCUUUAAGCACU
Molecule: messenger RNA, 297 nt
Organism: Staurois parvus
Lineage: Eukaryota; Metazoa; Chordata; Amphibia; Anura; Ranidae
Source: the annotation of a GenBank genome assembly